AGGGGGGGAAGAAAGCGGAAGUGGCGAAAGAAUGACGUUGCAAUGACGUACUUUUCCCUCCCUCUUGUGCAGCGGCUUGAGUGAAAAUGGCGGACUGGCGGCCUGUCGUGUGACUGUUACACUGUGUGUCAUUAACUGGAAACGAACGCGGGUGACGUGAUAUUUCGAUGUCCGGUGCGGACGAGCGGGCUCGCUGUUCGUGCGACGCGUUUCCGUGCUCCAGUCAAAGCUGCCGUCCAGUAACCGCCGCGGACAAAGUCCGAGCACUUCUCCUGCCAAACGGGGGUAAGUGAUAAGUGAAAGGACCCGUAAAGCAUCACACAAGACUUUCCCGAUCAAGAACAUCUGUACGCUGCUGAACAGCCCCAUCUUCAAAGAUGUCCGACUAUUUGACAAGAGGCUUCAGGGCCCAGCUGGACACAGCCAUGGAGUCAGUCCUGAGGAGAGCCGUGUGUGAAGUAAUGAAGAUCUUUGAGAGCAGCCUACGCGGCCAUCAAAUGGAGCUGGCGCAGAAAGGUGAAGAGGUCGCUCACCUUAAAGUAAAGUUACAGACUGCAGAGAUCAAGCUGCGAGAGCGUGAGUGUGGAGGUGACGGAUUAUUGGAGGUGAAUGAAACGCAGAUGAGUGAAACUCAAAGAGAGCUUGGAGUUGUUGUGAACCCACUUGUACCAACCUCUGAUGUUCCAGAGAUUGAUUUUGAAGUGCCCGACGACUGGUGUGCUCCCCUGGGCGAUGACACCGUGGCCAAGCAAGACGAUGCCGUGUGUCCCAGUGUAAGACUUCGCCCACUGUUGAUUCCACUGUGCCGCAUUCCAAUCAUCAAGCAGGAGGUGACUGACUGUGACAUUCACUCCGACAAGCUAAGGAAGGAUGUCAUGACAUCCAGGAGAGGUUCCGCGUUAAACGAGAGACACAUGCACACUCAGGACAACAGCUUACCAACUCACAAACGAGAAAUACGACGUAGGCCAAUGAGAAACGACAUGAACCAAUUACUCAAAGACAUCAAACUGGUAUAUUCUGACCAAACAGCUGGUGUAGGUGUGAGAACAAGAGGCAGAAAUUUAAUUGCAAAAGAGCAAAAUAAAACUGUGAAGGGCAGAAGAGAGGAGGGAACAACCAAAUCUGAAUCCACAGAACAGGAGAGAGUGGAAAGUGAUGGUGCGGAGAGGUAUUCCUGCAAGUAUUGCAAGAAGUUAUUUGAUACCGACUUUGGAAGAAGGGUGCACAUACGAUCACACAAGAGGUGCCGAGCUUGCAAAAAAGAGUUCCUUUUUCCAAGUGCUUUGAAGUGUCAUAAAUUAUCUUGCAAAAAACUCAAGAAAAUGUUGGCAAAGAGAGCACUGCCCACAGACACUCCAAAACCCGAGAUCUGUGGUGAAGAAAAAGCGACUUCACCAAGCAACAAGCAGGUGAUCAUUAAAAAGGAAAGCUCACCACUUUCUGGCAACCACAGUGAAUCAUCGAUUCAUAAUGAUGGAUCCACAGGAAAGUACCUCUGUGCAUUCUGCAAAAAGACUUUCCCUUCAAACUCUAAGCUCAAGGAGCAUGAGCGCGUUCAUACUGGCGAAAAACCGUAUCCUUGCUUUGUGUGCCAGAAGAAAUUCCGCGUUAAGCAGUCACUCAAAAAACACAUGUUGAGAAUGCACAGGGACCAAAUUAAUUCCAGUGAGGCAAAAGGAGAUCCUACAUGGACCGUCCCUCCUGGCACCGAAGAUAAUCUAGAGGAUUCGAUUUCUCUCAGCAAAGACAAUAGUCGCACAAUCAGCCGUAACAAUGUUCGGAGAAGACACAAUUCAGACAUGAAGCCGAGUCACAGAUGGCAAACCAUGGGUGUACGAACCUCGAAAGGUUUCAUCUGUUUAACAUGUCAGAAGUUCACAUCAGCCAAGCACCUGUUGAUUGAACACUUUCGCAUCCACACAGGAGAGAGGCCCAUCAAAUGUCAGAAGUGUCUUGCAAAGUUUCGUACUUAUCACCAGCUAUAUACGCACAGAAAAAGGUGCUGUAAUCCUCUGUCAUCGAUCCAGUGUGAGAAGUGUGAUAAGGUAUUGCCGUCAAAAGCAAAAUAUAAUAGGCACGUGUCUAAAUGUAAGAGGGAUCAACCUAAUGCCUUGCAAGGUUUGCAGAAAAGGCUUCUUCCUUAAGGGACGCCUCAGGAACCACAUGGAGCAUUGCCAAGGCAAAACCGGCAUGAAGUUAAUAUCACCCGUCUGCGGACAUUGAAAGCCUGAACGUGUGCUCUUCCCAAUUGAUUUGAGAUUUAACAUUUCUGUCACAUAUUAAAACAGUAAAAGAAAAAAUAUUGUGCCAGCAUUGUUGUGUAUUGCAAGAUACCUUCUGAUUGGUAAAUAAGAAAUGAUUAAAUAAAAUAUUUCAUAGGUCCUGUCCAUCCCCAAGUACUCUUGUUCUGCCACUGUUAACUUGUUUUGGAUAAAACCUUUGAGGGUGAAUGUACUUUGGUGUUGUGAUGGAGACGUACUGAGAAUUUAGAUUAAGAAAGUGGAGAAUAUUUUGAUGGGAAUGUGUUUUGGACUAAUUAGGUGAAUACCAUGUACAACCAAUAUUGCCUUAAAGCAGACCUACUCUUUGACUACAUUACUGGCUACAAUGGUGUAGUAAACAAAAACAUUUGCCACCUUGGUUGAAGCUGCAUCCUAACCCCGUUUGUAUUUAUGGAGAGUAAAUAUUCAGUUACGUACUGUAUGCACUUGUCUAUUUUUUUACUCACAGGCUACACUGUCGUGUUAUGUAUAUAGGUUUUAGCAGAAUUUGAGAAACUACGGCACACAGUUUUAAACAAGUCCCAGAGUUUCUGGGGAUGUGUUUGGUUGUGGACUCAAGACUUUGGGAUUCAACUUGUCCGAUGCUGACUCCAUUGCUUUGACCAAAUGUAACUGGUUAUCUUGUCUGUCCUGUUAUUUGACAGAUAUCCCCAAACAUAUUUCACUGUUUAGGAUAUAAAGUUUGGUUGUUAUUCUCAUCUGGUGCUUGAGUUCUGAAACAAGCUCUCCAGUUUUUUUUUUAAUUUUUAUUAUUUAUAUUAUUGUUUUUUUAAAUUGUUCCAGUAGUAGUUUUGACUUAUUGUUGUCGUCUUGUCUGACAAGCCCAUUGUUAUGUUUGUCUUUGAUGAAAGGGGGUUAUAAUGGUGUUGCUUGAUUGAGACAUUGACAAUACCCCAAUAAAAUUCAUAUUUUACACUUUGUUUUACAAA
Molecule: messenger RNA, 3214 nt
Organism: Scophthalmus maximus (turbot)
Lineage: Eukaryota; Metazoa; Chordata; Actinopteri; Pleuronectiformes; Scophthalmidae
Product: zinc finger protein 761
Exons: 5
Coding region: 378-2147 (589 amino acids)
Biological process (GO): regulation of transcription by RNA polymerase II
Cellular component (GO): nucleus
Molecular function (GO): RNA polymerase II cis-regulatory region sequence-specific DNA binding; DNA-binding transcription activator activity, RNA polymerase II-specific
Source: RefSeq, a predicted model, not a curated record